AUGGGGAGGCCACGAUUGCUUGUAGUGUCGAUGUCUCUUCCGGUUACUGCAAAGAGGGUUGGAGAAGAGUCAUGGUCUUUCACGAUGAGUGCUGGUGGUCUUGUUAGUGCUCUUCUAGGUUUGAAAGAGUUUGAGACCAAAUGGAUUGGAUGGCCUGGAGUAGAUGUUCAUGAUGCGGUUGGGACAAAGACGCUCUCCGUUGCCCUAGCUAAAAAGUGUUGGUUUGGUUUGCAUGGAUGUAUCCCAGUGUUUUUGGAAGAAGUGUGUGAUCAAUACUACAAUGGCUACUGCAACAAUAUUCUGUGGCCGAUAUUUCACUACAUGGGAACGCCACCAGAAUAUCGCAACGAUGCAACCAUAACAUACCAGUCACAGUAUGAUGCAUACAAGAAAGCGAAUCAAAUCUUUUUUGAUGUCGUAAAAGAGCACUAUGAAGAUGGAGAUGUCGUUUGGUGCCAUGAUUAUCAUGUUAUGCUUCUUCCUCAGUAUCUAAAGGAAUACAACAGUAAGAUGAAAGUUGGGUGGUUUCUCCAUACACCAUUCCCUUCCUCCGAGAUGUACAAGACGUUGCCCUCGCGAUCCGACUUGCUUUGCUCUGUUCUUGCUGCUGAUUUAGUCGGUUUCCAUACCUAUGACUUUGCAAGACAUUUUGUGCAUGCAUGCAUGUGUAUUCUUGGAAUUGAAGCAACAUCUGAAGGAGUUGUGGAUCAGGGAAAAGUCACUCGAGUAGCUGUUUUUCCAAUUGUGAUAGAACCUGAGAGGUUUAUAAACACAAGUGCACUCUCUAAGGUCAUACAAUACAUGAAGAAGUUCAAAAGCGACUUUGGUCGCAGAAAGUUGAUACUAGGCGUAGAUUGUCUCGAUAUGAUCAGAGGGAUCCCACAAAAAUAUCAAGCAUUUGAGAAAUUUUUGGAGGAAAAUGAAGAUUGGCGUGGUAAAGUCAUGUUAUUUCAGAUUGCAGUGCCACCAAGAAAUGGUAUUGGUGAAUAUCAAAAGAUCAAAGAAGAAUACCAUGGUCUUGUUGGACGAAUCAAUGGUCGUUUUGGUUCUAUCUCAGCUGUGCCAAUAAUUCAUCUGGCUUGUUAUUUAUUUUCUUUUAUAUAUGUUGUUGUCACAAGUUACACUUUUCUUCUGACUAAAACAUUUUAA
Camelina sativa (false flax) is the source of this 1149-nucleotide messenger RNA. The record is from RefSeq and is a predicted model, not a curated record. Lineage: Eukaryota; Viridiplantae; Streptophyta; Magnoliopsida; Brassicales; Brassicaceae.